AUGGAGACGAGCGCGCACCCCUAUUGGCCGCGCGCGCUGGCGUUGCCGGGUUACGUGGCUGCCGCGCGGCCCGGCUGGCAGUGCGCAGGCGCGGUGGCGGCGGCGGCGGCUGCGCUGUUGGCGCUGGGCUGGGUUUUGGGCGGGGCCGGGGGCGGAGCAAAGGGCGGGCCAAAGGGCGGGGCCAAGCGGAGCCCCGCCCGCCGGCUCGUCCUGGGCUGGUUCCUGCUCUGCACCGGCAUCCAUGGCGUCCUGGAGGGAUAUUUCAGCCUCCGGCACCGAGAGCUCCCCGCCGACACCGGGCUGCUGGCCGACGUCUGGAAGGAAUACGCCAAGGCCGACAGCCGCUACAUGACGAGCGAUGACUUCACGGUUGCCAUGGAGACGGUGACAGCCUGGGCCUGGGGUCCCCUCAGCUUCCUCACCUUCCUGGCCUUGCUCCGCCAGCACCCGGCUCGUUACGUCCUGCAGCUCAUCGUGUCCCUUGGUAUGGCCCUGUCNNACGUUCUGUACUUCGCCACCGAGGCCCGGGCGGGUUGGACCCACAGCGACCCCCGCCCUCUUUAUUUUUGGGUUUAUUUCGUUGGCAUCAACGCGGUCUGGGUGCUGGUGCCCGGCCUCCUCAUGCUCGAUGCCUGGCACCAAUUGGCCACUGCCCAGCGUGGCCACGACCGACCCCGCCACAAAGCCCACUGA
Molecule: messenger RNA, 693 nt
Organism: Sturnus vulgaris (Common starling)
Lineage: Eukaryota; Metazoa; Chordata; Aves; Passeriformes; Sturnidae
Source: RefSeq, a predicted model, not a curated record